AUGGGCACCUGCUCAGAAGACCCCCACCUGUGCGGGGCCUCCUGGCUCCUGCGAUUCACCAGCCUCCUUCUCAGUGUCUGCAGCGCUGUGACCCGGAGUCCUGGAGCCCAUGGGUCUGCAGUGGAGGAUUCUGGAAUCCCUGUUACUCUGAAGGGGAUUCAAGGAGCUUCUGUGUUGUUUCACAUGAUCAGAAAACCAGAAUUACCUCCUGAAGUCGAGCUGGAGAAUAUUACUUGGGGCAUUAUAAAUCAAAAACUGUACACACCCAUACUCCAAGUUAGUCCCAGGGGAGAUGUUCCACGAUGGGUCAACUUCCAGGACAAGUUCGAGAAGAGGGUCCAUGUGCUCAACCCAAUGACCCUGAGGAUUGACAAUCUGACCUUUGAGGACAGUGGGCUGUACCGGGCUCGAGAGUCCUAUACGAGAGGAAGACAAUAUUACCAGGAUUUCCACCUAAUGGUCUACGAGCCUGCGCCCCUUCCCCAGAUCUGGGCCACGGUUCUGUCCCUCACACCAGGCUGGUGCAACAUCACCAUGGAGUGUAACACCACAGGAACCAGGGAGAACCUAACGGUGUCCUGGGAGAAUGAGAGCCUCCCCAGGGAGCUGGAGCAGAGACAGGCCUCAGGACCAGCCCCCAACCUCUGGACUCUGGCUGUGAACCUGCCCCUGAGCCAGCCCAGCCCCAACAUUACCUGUGUGGUCACCAAUCAGGUGGACCAGAAAACUGCCACCCUGGACCUUGGGGACGUCUGUGUCCACAAAACACAUCCGCAAGGACAGACCAGUGCUGCCCACUUGCAAAACAUCCUGGUGCCUGUUGUGGUCCUGCCGCUGAUCUUCGGACCUGGACUGUACCUUUGGAAGAGACGUGGGAUGAAGAAGAAGGAGCCUGUGAGAGGCAGGGACAGGAUCACAGGAGGAGCCCAGGAACCGGAUGGUGGCAUCCACUAUGCAGAGCUGAGCCAGCAGGAGUCUGGACACCACAAGGACAAGGGUAGGGGAGAAACACAUCUAGAAGAGGAGAACUCUCUCAUUGCUGUACAUUCCGUGCUGCCGCCGUCUGCCUGGAGAGCCCGUCCGAUCCGGCAGGCAGGGGCUCGGCCCGCCAGACCGCCCCACGUCCCCGCCUCGGGCCACGAAGUCUCGAGCGUCCCCUGUGCUUCUGACCGGUGGCUUGUGAGCCGGGACACCGAGGAAGGGUCCGUUAACCGGCGAGAACAGCUCACACGCCGGGAAGCGCUGCUCCUGGCCGGCUCACUAAAGGUCAUGGCAAAGGGCACGGAGGCGCCCGGCGAGGUCCAAGGGCAGGGGCGCGGCGCUCCGGGCCCGGACCGGGCGCUCCGGGCCCGCACCUCCACCGUGCGCCAGCCGGGCAGCUCCGGAGCCGCAGACUUUGCGGAGUUCGCGGCGGCUUCCGCGCCCGGGCCUGACGGCUCUCGGGCUCCAUUCCCAACCCCUCCCCUCCCUGGGGCAACAGCGCUUGGGCGACAGUUCCGAGCUUCGCGUCAGGGCUCGACUUUCUGGGGACCGGCCCCGCCCCGGGCCCCACCGGAUCGCCUCGUGAGAACGAAGCGCCCUCCUGCCCGGGCAAGUCCACGCGAGGUCGGGGCUCCGUCUUCGGAGUCCGGGCGGAGACCGUACAAAUAUUCCCGCGGGGCGGCCACCACGGCGGGCUCCGCGGGCCCUGCACGCAGGCCCAGGCCGGGGCUCCCCUUGCCGCCCCGGGCCCCGAACGCCAGCCCCCUCCGCUGCACAGCCCACGGCGGCCCUGUCCGGAGCCCUGCGGCGGCCCCGCCUCCCCUUCCCACGGCCUCUGACCCCGGCCUCCACAACUCCGGAACCGGAAUCGGCUUCCGCUAA
Messenger RNA from Enhydra lutris kenyoni (northern sea otter), 1863 nucleotides. RefSeq lists its product as uncharacterized. Lineage: Eukaryota; Metazoa; Chordata; Mammalia; Carnivora; Mustelidae. The record is from RefSeq and is a predicted model, not a curated record.